CCCGCCCACCGCCUUCGUCGUCCCCUCGCCCGGCGGCGGGCGCGGCCAUUGCGGGCCCCGUCCUGUCCCGUCGCGGCGGGCGGGCGGGCGGGAGGAUGAUCACCAACACGCGGGGCUUCCUGUGGUCGGACCUGGAGACGCGGGCGCUGCUGGAGAUCUGGGGGGAGGCCGACGUGCAGAGCGCGCUGGACGGCAACUUUCGCAACAGCCAUGUGUACCGGGACGUGGCCUGCCGCCUGGCCGAGCUGGGCUUCGAGCGCACCCCGGAGCAGUGCCGCAUCCGCAUCAAGGGCCUCAAGCGCCAGUACUACCAGGCCCGCGAGGGGCUCAAGAAGAACGGCCAUGCCCGCAAGAUCUGCAAGUAUUACGACGAGAUGGACCGCAUCCUCGGCUGCAGGCAGGCCGGCGGGGGAGCCGGCGGCGACGGACACGGCGUGCCCGAGCGGCCUCUCGCCCCCGGCCCGGCGGCGGAUGGCAGCCGCCGGCCCGCCGCCCUCGCCGCGCCCCCUUCGGCCGGGCCCGGCGACCCGCGCGACGGCCAUGAGGAGGAGCCGGACGAAGAGGACGAGGACGAGGAGGGCGGCGAGCUGGGCUCCCCCCGGCCGGACAGCUUCCACCGCGGCUCCGGGGAAUGCUCCUCGUUCGUCCAGCACCCCAUCAAAGUGGAGUGCCCCUCCUUCGCCAUCCCGCUGCCCGCCGCUGAGGGUUUUAAACAAAUUAAUGCCCACACCAAUGCAUCGCCCUUACUAUCUCAGGCUAAAAGAUCAAAAAAACGCCAUGCAAAUUUAACCUUGGACAAAAUGAUGGAAAAGUUUCUGCAACAAAGUAUGGAUACCGAAGAGAAGUUCUACAAAUACGAAGAACAGCGGCUUAAAAUUGAAGACAAGCGGCGAGAAGCUGAGCAUGCUAGAGAGCUUCAAAUGUUGCAGAUGUUGGGACAGAUGUUAGCAGGGAUUUCGUCCACAGUAUCUCAAAGGGCACAGUGUCUAUCAAGCAGUCCUUCUCGGAGAUCAAAUCACCGAUCAUAUGGAGAUAAUUUUAACUAUAAUUCUAUGACAGCAGCACUGUCUCCACCCAUAGUAAUAGAGAGAUCAUUUUCGGUGCACAAAACACAUUCUAUAAAGGAUAUGGAGAAUAUAUUUCAGUUGGUGAGAAAUGUUAUUCCUCCUCUAACUGCCAAAAAACAUAAAGGCCAAGAUGGACGAAUAGGGAUUGUUGGAGGAUGCCAAGAGUACACAGGGGCACCAUAUUUUGCUGCAAUUUCAGCUCUCAAAGUGGGUGCAGACCUAUCCCACGUAUUUUGUACCAAAGAUGCAGCAACUGUAAUAAAGUCUUACAGCCCAGAGCUAAUUGUUCAUCCAGUUCUUGACAGCCCUGAUGCCGUUCAUGAAGUAGAAAAGUGGUUACCACGACUACACUCAGUUGUCAUAGGACCUGGAUUGGGUAGGGAUGAUGUACUACUUGAGAAUGCCAAGGGCAUUAUAGAAAAAUCCAAGGUCAAAGGAAUCCCUAUUGUAAUCGAUGCUGACGGUUUGUGGCUUAUUACCCAACAGCCUUCUCUUAUUCAGGGUUAUGCUAGAGCUAUUCUUACUCCAAAUGCUAUGGAGUUUAGCAGACUGUAUGAAGCUAUGCUUAGAGAUCCUGUAGACAGUAAUGAUCAUCAUGGAUGUGUGCUACGACUCAGCCAAGCUUUGGGGAAUUUGACAAUUGUUCAGAAAGGAGAGCGAGAUCUUAUUUCAGAUGGAGAAAAAGUGCUUGUAUGUAGCCAUGAAGGAAGCAGCAGAAGGUGUGGUGGACAAGGGGAUCUCCUCUCGGGUUCUCUUGGAGUCCUAGCGCACUGGGCCUUCCUUGCUGGACCAGAAAAAACAAAUGGUCAAAAUCCUUUUCUAGUGGCUGCAUUUGGAGCAUGCUCACUUACAAGACAGUGCAACAACCAAGCCUUCCAGAAAUUUGGACGGUCUAUGACAGCCUCUGACAUGGUUUUAGAAAUUGGAGCCGCCUUUAAUAAACUCUUUGAAAACUAAGACCAAAGCAACAGAGGAGGAAGGAACACUGGCAACAGUUGAAACUACACUUGGACAUCAGAACAGAACAAACCCUUUUCAAGUGCUGUUAGCAGUAUUGGUAUAUUGGGUAGGGUUUUUUUUUAAAUAGAAAAACUGUAGAUAUUUUUUAAAGAGUGUGUAAGACAGGUGGGGUUCUUUUUUGGCUGAAUAAGCCAUAGUUGCAGAAGUAAUAAUAAAACUAAACUGAAAGUAUUUCCUCUAUUCUAUUUCACAGUUACUGAGCAAUAAUUCACUGUCUGCUAGCAGCAAAAAAUGCACUUGAUACAUGAUAAAAGGGUGUAAUGUAAUCCUACCAAUGGUGUAAAAAAAAGUGUCUUGACAGUGCAAUUCUAAACAGAGUUCGAGCCUUCUAAGUCCAUUCCUUCAAGGGACUUGGAAGGUUGCAGCUCUGUUUAGGACUGCACUGUCAGUCACUCAGUGAAAUAAAUGAGAUUUAAAAGUAAUUAUCUUUGGCUGGAUUGUGUCUUGUUUGUCCACCAGCUCAGCUUAGUUUGCACCAAUGCCAUCUCUUGUUUUGUUCUUAGAAGUACUACAAGGUUUAAAUUCUGCAAACGGUUGUACUUGCUUUUGCAAUUUGCUAUCUCUGAGCAGGGAGUGCAUGACAAUUGCUGUUAGCGACUUCUUGGGACAGAGGUACCAAUUCUGAUUCCUUGCUUUUGAGAUGCAGUGGCACAAGGGAUGGGCAUCACUUUUAAUCAUUUAAAAAGAUCCUUAAAACAGCACAGGAAGUUGUAGAAAUUGGCAUGCAAGGUAGUAUUUAUUUAGCUGAAGAAUGUAUUAAAGCAGUCAUCUACUGUUCAGGGCUAGUUUAGAAUACGAUACCAAAUCACUUACAGACUAUGUAGAUAAAAACUAGGCCCAUAAUGAUCACAAAGAUUCAGGGUUGUUUUUUUUAAAGGCUUAGGAAACAAUCUACCAUGAACAGCUCCUGGGCAUGUUCGAUGCAGUCUUUGCAUAGGAGAGGCUCUUGAUAGGAUGUGUUCACACUUUAUAUACUAGUUUAGAAAGUCUUCUGUAGUGGUUUUCAGUGACACUAAUGUGUGUAUUUUUUUUAAAAUCACCAGCAUAGACUAACUGGAGAAUGAAUGGCAAAGGGAUGCUCUAAACCAUGUAACGUUACUAAGCGAAGAGGUGGCCUGCUCUCAGAGAAGAGGGUUCAGGGUAGGCUGCUCCAAGCUCAGUCUCAGCUUUUCGUCCACAUUUGACCAUCUUUAUUACAAAGUUAGCACAAGCAUCCAAGAGGAAGUAGAUUAGCUUGUUCUAGAUGUAUUUUUACUAGUUUUAGCUGCUAACUACGUAUAAACUUAAUUUUGUAGGAUCUAUGCACUGUUUACACUGAAGAAAUUCCACCUGGUAGAAUGCAUUUUUUUUCUUAAGUGACUUGCAGCUCAGUCCUGUGCACGUUUACUCAGAAGUGUAUCCCAAGUUAAGCACGCACAGGAUUGCAAGCUUCUUACAAUCUAGCUCUGUGCCAGUGUUCCAAGCUGUAUAGAGACAAGUUUGUAUUGCUCUUUUUAGGGUUUCCUACAGCUUAAAAGAGUUGUCAGACUCCAUAUUCUACUUGCAACUAAGAAGACUGCAUAAGUUUAUUUUUGUGCUUACAACUAAUAUUUUGGAUGCACUGUGACUACUACCUCAGAACAACCAAUUUGUUUUUAAAGAAAGCAUUUCCCACUGUGUACUUCCAUCAAUGUUCAGAGCACCGAUUCAAACAUCUCCUCAAAAAAGGACAUGGUACGGUGUCUUAUCAGUAAACAAUAGAGGUGAGGGGUGGUUUCCCAUAUGGAAAGCUAUCCCAUCAGAUCCCUUACUUGCUUUUGCUGGUGGUACAGAUCAUGAAUAGUACAGUGUACUUUUAAUGAAUAUUUGAAUCUGUUCUAAAGCACGAUAUAUUUCCAGGGCAUGAGCCCCUCACUCCACAGGCAUAUUGCUUGUUCAUGGAGGAUCCCCAUUUCCUAUUCAUCUAUACAGGCUGCUAAAUGGCUGUUGACCUCGGUGCACCUCCUGUCCCUAUCCAGCCACCCGUCUCUGCCUGAUGCAAGUUACCCAUGCUUGAAAAUGGGCAUGCGCAGAGAGGAUGGGGUAGUGAUAAGAGGUAAGCAGAGACAUCUCCACUGUGCACACAUGUGGGAAGGGGAAAGAAGGAACAGACCUGUGUGCAUGAGCGGAUUGCUAUAAAUGGGAGAAAUAUUUGAACGACAUUUGUGUCCCAGUUGCCAGCAGUACAACGUAAUGUAAAAAUGAUUACCAUCAUUUGUAGUAAUAAUAUUUGAUUUAUAUACCGCCCUACUCAGAGAGGGUUACAAAGUAUGUUGUUAUCCUCACAACAAAACACCCUGUGAGGUGGGUGGGCCCGAGAGAGAGCCUGGAAGCUGUGACUGACCCAAAGUCACCCAACUGGCUUCAAGCAGAGGAGUGGGGAAUCAAACCCAGUUCUCCAGAUUAGAGUCCCACGCUCUUAACCACUAAUUGAUAGAAUACAGAAAGCGAGUAACAGAUCUUAAAAGUACAGCUGCGGGGAAACCAUAUAUGACCUUGGAUUUGUCAAACUGGUAUCUGAACAAUCAAUACAGAGUUGAAUCUGCCUGUCCUAAUAGUAUUACAGACAUUGCAAAAUGUGUUGCUCACCAGUGUAUAAAGGUUUUACAGUUGAACCAAUCAGAAGAUGUAGCAGUUUCUUUUCUAGAGGAAAUUAAAAAAAUGGCAAAUGAA
Molecule: messenger RNA, 4778 nt
Organism: Eublepharis macularius
Lineage: Eukaryota; Metazoa; Chordata; Lepidosauria; Squamata; Eublepharidae
Gene: NAXD
Product: NAD(P)HX dehydratase
Exons: 11
Coding region: 96-2024 (642 amino acids)
Biological process (GO): metabolite repair
Molecular function (GO): ATP-dependent NAD(P)H-hydrate dehydratase activity
Source: RefSeq, a predicted model, not a curated record